GUGUGCGUUGGAUCUUGGGGUCGCUUUCUGGGCUAAGCAACUUGGUCAGCAUCAGUGUUCUCGGGGUUUCGACAGCGUAUAGUGUGUUUGAAACGCUAAGUGCUUUUUUCCAGUUUUCUUCCCUUGUAAGUCAAAAACAAAAACACAAACACCAUGGACGCCAUCAAGAAGAAGAUGCAAGCGAUGAAGCUUGAGAAGGAUAACGCCGUUGACAAGGCCGACACCUGCGAGAACCAAGCCAAGGAUGCCAACUCCCGCGCCGACAAACUGAACGAGGAGGUGCGCGAUCUGGAGAAGAAGUUCGUCCAGGUGGAGAUCGAUCUGGUCACCGCCAAGGAGCAGCUGGAGAAGGCCAACACCGAGCUGGAGGAGAAGGAGAAACUCCUGACCUCCACCGAGUCCGAGGUGGCCACCCAGAACCGCAAGGUGCAACAGAUUGAGGAGGAUCUGGAGAAGUCCGAGGAGCGCUCGACCACCGCCCAACAGAAGCUGCUGGAGGCCACCCAGUCGGCCGAUGAGAACAACCGCAUGUGCAAGGUGCUGGAGAACCGUUCCCAGCAGGAUGAGGAGCGCAUGGACCAGCUGACCAACCAGCUGAAGGAAGCCCGCAUGCUGGCUGAAGAUGCCGAUACCAAGUCCGACGAGGUCUCCCGCAAGCUGGCCUUCGUUGAAGACGAGCUGGAAGUGGCUGAGGAUCGUGUCCGCUCCGGCGAGUCCAAGAUCAUGGAGCUGGAGGAGGAGCUGAAGGUUGUCGGCAACUCCCUGAAGUCCCUGGAGGUGUCCGAGGAGAAGGCCAACCAGCGCGUGGAGGAGUUCAAGCGCGAGAUGAAGACCCUGUCCAUCAAGUUGAAGGAGGCCGAGCAGCGCGCCGAGCACGCCGAGAAGCAAGUGAAGCGCCUGCAGAAGGAGGUCGACAGGCUAGAGGACGAGUUGGGCAUCAACAAGGACAGGUACAAGUCCCUGGCCGACGAGAUGGACUCCACAUUCGCCGAGUUGGCUGGCUACUAAGUUGGCCAGCAGUCCCAUAUACCAAAUCCACACCAGCAGCGGAGGAAGAUGGAGACGACGACGAGAUGGAGAACUCUACUAAUUGUAAACGAAUAUCUCAAAUUGAUUUGGCCAGCACGAAGAUCGGCGGCCGCAGAUACCAAGAACAACAUCCAUUGUGUAUGCAAUUCUUUAUAAAUCUAUAUAUUUCAUAAUAAAUAAAUAACAACAACAACCAGAUCAACAACA
Molecule: messenger RNA, 1236 nt
Organism: Drosophila mauritiana
Lineage: Eukaryota; Metazoa; Arthropoda; Insecta; Diptera; Drosophilidae
Gene: Tm2
Product: tropomyosin-2
Exons: 4
Coding region: 154-1008 (284 amino acids)
Biological process (GO): muscle contraction; actin filament organization
Cellular component (GO): actin filament
Molecular function (GO): actin filament binding
Source: RefSeq, a predicted model, not a curated record